Molecule: messenger RNA, 1514 nt
Organism: Elaeis guineensis (African oil palm)
Lineage: Eukaryota; Viridiplantae; Streptophyta; Magnoliopsida; Arecales; Arecaceae
Source: RefSeq, a predicted model, not a curated record
GUCAGCCCAAAGAAAUGGCACAGGAUCAAGAAGCCAUAGCCAUAGAUGUCGAUGAUGCCAUGGUGAAUUCCAUCAAGCAAAAGCUCCAAGCCUUCGUUAAUGGUGAACGGCCGUCAGCAAACCUGCCCUUCCUCUUCCGAGUUCCCGACCACGUCCGCGAGAGCAACAAGAACCACUAUGAGCCCCGGGUGGUCUCCAUCGGCCCCUACCACAGGGGCAGCAAGCGCCUCCGAGCCAUGGAAGAGCACAAGUGGCAGUACCUCCGGGACUUCCUCGCCCGGAACCCCCACAUCGGCUUGAACCACUGCAUCCGCGAGAUGAAGGCAUUGGAGACGUGGGCACGUCGCUGCUACUUCGAGAGCGUCGACCUCAGCAGCGACGAGUUCGUAGAGAUGAUGCUGCUCGACGGCUGCUUCAUCAUCGAGUUCGCCAUUAAGUUUAAGUACAGGGAAGGGAAUGCCUUGAGCAACGUCAGCUGGGGCUUUCCCCACAUAAGGAGUGAUCUCCUUAUGUUUGAGAACCAGAUUCCCUUCUUCAUACUGCUGAGGUUGUUUGACCUCUUCUUCAUGGGUUUUGACACCAAGACUACUACUCCGGUUUGUCCUCCAAGUUCCAGCGCGGAUCCCCCGGAUUCCAGAGAUUCCGAGGGGAAAAGACCUUCCCUCGUUGAACUCCUCCGUGAGUAUCUGAUGCGACACAGAAUAGAGAAGCCGGUUACAUUACACAGCCAUGAGAUCUAUCACCUGCUCCAUCUGUAUCACCACUGCUUCAUAUCAAGAAAGGAGCCAAGCGAUCCGGAUGGCGAGUCUCUCAGGCCACUAAUUCCAUGGAUAAAUCCUUCAACGAUGCUCUCUUCGGUUCUCUCCUAUCUCCAACAUACGACAGAAGGAUCCCUGUCGACAAGAUAUCCGAGGACGAUACCAUGCGCCACGAAGCUCCAACAGGCUGGCGUGGUGUUCAAGAAGAAAACCGCCGUUAGCUGGCUUGAUGUAACCUUCGAGAAUGGAGUUAUGGAGAUCCCCUUUUUGUCUAUCGAGGAUACCACCAAGUCUCGCUUCGUGAACCUCGUCGCCUUCGAGCAAUGCUAUCGUGGGGGUGCGGGGGACUUCACGAGCUAUGCGACGUUCAUGGACUGCAUCAUUGACACGGGCAAGGAUGUAGCUGUGCUCGAGCAGAGUGGGAUCAUCGAGAAUAAGUUGGCAACUGACGAGGAUGCUGCUCUCUUCUUCAACCAACUACGUGAAUGUGGUUAUCUGGACUACGAUAAACACUACCUCGCUGGAUUGUUUGCAAAGGUGAACAGGUACUGUGAGUCGGAUUGGCACAAGUGGAGGGCCAAAUUGAUGCAUGACUACUUCGGCAAUCCAUGGGCGAUCCUCUCGUUGGGGGCAGCGUUGGUUCUUUUGGCUCUCACUGUAGCACAGACGGUCUUUGCGGCUUAUCAGCAGUUCCAUCCUAAUAAAAAUUAGUGCUACACUUGCUUUUAUGCUGUAAUAUUAUUUUAUCUAUGUAAU